Messenger RNA from Lachancea mirantina, 1566 nucleotides. The record is from the annotation of a GenBank genome assembly. NCBI's taxonomy places the organism in Eukaryota, Fungi, Ascomycota, Saccharomycetes, Saccharomycetales, Saccharomycetaceae.
AUGUUCCAUACGCCUCCGAUAAACAAUCCCAAAUUCGAUUUAUCGCAGUCGAUCAAAGAAUCGUAUCAGGUUCGAGUAGAAACCAAUUCACCAGUUUUGUCAAAUUCUUCAAGUAAUGGCAGUGGAUCAGUGAAUCGAGACGAAAUUGUACAGGAAAUUGCAAAUAUAACGGCGUUACCGACCGAAUUAUCCAAACUGAUUGACAUUUUCAUUGAUGAUUUGAAACAACCGAAGUAUUUGAAGCCUCUUAAUGUGCUACAAUUAUGCGGGCUUUUUCAAAGUUUUUAUGGAAAAUUCGACAAAGCGGCGUUUCAGUGUCUUUCACGCACCGGUGAAAAUGCCCAGGGAUCAUUUUUGACUGCACGAGAGUCCCUGAGUAGCGGAAUCAGUGGGAUUUUCAAUAGGAGCAGGAGUAGUAGUGACACAAGAAAAAGGUCCUCGUCUUUGUUCAGUACAGAUUCUGCAAACGGUGUACAACCGCUGCUGACACCGGAGGAAUUGGCGAAACAUGUCAGGACGAACGAGAUCAACAAUCACAAGAUCGAACGGUAUAUGGACUUAUGCGAACACGACGUUUUCAAACGAAUACUGGAAGUGGGUACUUCUGUGCCGAACAAUACAGCUCCGAAAUCGGAAAAAUCAGGACAAGCACGUACUCUCAAGGUCUCCAAUUUGUUCCGGAACAGUCCGGAGUUUAUCGAUUAUGAUCGACAAUUGAGUGAAAAAUUAGAAGUCUUGGCAAAAUUGGCCAAAGAUGGGAAACUGAAUUUGAUAGAGUUUUUAUCCAUACGGAAAGACGAUUUGAAACGAAGAGGCGUGCUUACGGAAUACAUUGAAAAAUUGGUUUACGGUUCAAUAGCGCCUUUUGAGAAAUUACAAAACAUUAUAGCCAUGCAUGACGAAAUGACAUCGUCGUUCAACCAUCUGAGUAACGACGAUUUUCUUUCUACGUUAAUUUACCUGAUUGUCAUAAAUCCAGUCAAAAACAUUUUCCUGAACUUACAAUUCAUUAAACUGUUCCGAUACUCCAAGAAAUUGGUCGAAAAGGAUCUGUACGCGUUGACCAACUUAGAAGCAGCUUUAAAAUUUGUGGAAAACUUAACGUUUACUGAUCUGCCCAAAGAGCUGCAGGAUCAGCUUUCAAGUGCAGAGGCAGACAUGUUUCGGUUACCUUUAUCGAGUAAAGUGGCUUUACCUGAUAUCGAUCUUUCAUCGGAAAAUUCGGGCACAAGACAUCCUGGACUUCCUAGAAGUAAUUCUUAUAUGGAAUUUGAAGGUUUCAGAACUGCACUAGACUUUUCCUUGAGGAACAUCAUCGGCAAACUCAGGUCGUACACUCCACCUGUAGCGUCUAACCCGGUGGCGCCAAAUAGUAACACGACAAAUGCAAAUGCGGACAUAGUGGUACCUCAGAGUAUUUCCUCCGAAACGACUACCAUGAAGAAAUCAGAAAUCCCGGAAUCCUGGAAGGAGUACAGAAAUAGAGAAUUCGACGACUUGAAAGUCAGUGAACUGAAACAAGUCUUUUCAAAUUACCAAAAGCUUUUAGAUGCAUUAGAUAGCUAA